Calypte anna (Anna's hummingbird) is the source of this 1695-nucleotide messenger RNA. RefSeq names its product renin (gene REN). NCBI's taxonomy places the organism in Eukaryota, Metazoa, Chordata, Aves, Apodiformes, Trochilidae. Gene Ontology annotation, biological process: angiotensin maturation. The record is from RefSeq and is a predicted model, not a curated record. Gene Ontology annotation, molecular function: aspartic-type endopeptidase activity.
AUGGGGACAGGACAGCACAGGAGGGUGCAGCAUUAUCUGCUGGUCUUGGCCAUAACCUGGGGUGCCAGCAUCUUCCCCUCACCAGCCCCAGGCUUUGCAGAGCCUUUCCCUGGCCCCCGCAGGAUCGCGCUGCGGAGGAUGCCCUCCAUCCGCCAAACGCUGCAGGAGAUGGGGGUGAAGGUGUCCGAGGUCUUUCCCGAGCUGAACAGAGCAGCAGCCGCCGCUUUGUGAUCGGCCCCGGAACGGGACGGCUCCACCCUCCUCACAAACUACCUGGACACCCAGUAUUUUGGUGAGAUCAGCAUCGGUACCCCUCCCCAGACCUUCAAGGUGGUCUUUGACACCGGCUCAGCCAACCUGUGGGUGCCAUCCUACAAGUGCUCUCCCCUCUAUAGUGCCUGCGCUUCCCACAGCCGCUACGACUCCUCCAAGUCACGGACCUACAUUUCCAACGGCACCGGCUUCGCCAUCCGCUACGGGACCGGCAGUGUCAAAGGUUUUCUCAGCCAGGACAUCGUCAUGGUGUCAGACAUUCCCAUCAUCCAGGUUUUUGCCGAGGCCACAGCGCUGCCCGCCUUCCCCUUCAUCUUUGCCAGGUUUGACGUGCUGGGGAUGGGCUACCCCAGCCAAGCCAUCGAUGGCAUCACGCCCGUCUUUGAUCGGAUCCUCUCCCAGCAGAUCCUCAAGGAGGAUGUGUUUUCUGUCUACUACAGCCGAGCUUCGAAGAAUGCUCCUCUGAAACCUGGGGGUGAAAUAAUCCUGGGAGGCAGCGAUCCAUCUUAUUACACCGGGGAUUUUCACUACUUGAAUAUCAGCAAGAAUGGCUACUGGCAGAUCAGCAUGAAGGGUGAGGGCAGGGGGCCUGAAACUCUGUUCUGCAAGGAAGGUUGUUUGGUGGCCAUCGACACAGGAGCAUCCUACAUCACCGGCCCUGGCCCUGUCUCCGUGUUGAUGAAAGCCCUUGGGGCGGCAGAAAUGGCAGAAGGAGAGUACGUGGUAGACUGUGACCGAGUUCCUCAGCUGGCCCAACAUUCCUUCCACCUGGGUGGGAAGGUCUAUGUGCUCAGUGGCUCAGCCUACACCCUCCGGCAAUCCCAGUACGGGGAAGAUGUUUGUGUGGUGGCUUUCUCAGGGCUGGACAUCCCCCCUCCAGCUGGUCCCCUCUGGAUCCUGGGUGCCAGCUUCAUCGGUAUUACUACACCCAAGUUUUGACCGGCGCAACAACCGCUUGGCUUUGCCACAGCCCUCUGAUGGCUGGGGAGAGAGAUGGGGACCCAGCCUGGAGGCCAGAGCAGCAAGGAGCAGAAAUGAAAGUAACAAACAGGAACAGCGUUUCCUACAGCUCAGCCACCUCCUCCCUGCACAGAAGCAACUGCAAAACCUCUCCUUCUCCCACUCCAAAACCCCCGCGCUGCUUCCCGAGAAGUCUCUGCUGGCUUGGGGGGAGCUGAGCUUUCAUGCAGCAGGGAGAGUGUUCAGGCUGAAUCAAAGCAGGAUCCUGUGCCUGGAGUUGCACCUUCAGGGACCUCUAGGGUGAUGUGCAAUAGAGCACCUGGUGGGCAGUGGCUGCUGGCCUGAAGAUGUUCACAGGUUGCAGACAGACGGAGCAGGGAUGAGCUGUUACAGUUUGUGUUGUUCUUUGGUUGAGAAAAACAAUCCAGCUGCAUUUAAUGACACUUUUAGCUAGCGUUAACC